AUGAACGACAAGAAUAAAUUUCAAAGUAAAACAUACCUUAGUUGCGACACUAUUUGCAAAGCUGAUUCAAAUAAUGGUAUAUUAGGGGAUGUGCAUACUACUGAGUUCAUAAAUGGUAUACGAGCUUCUGGUGUACCAAAUCAUGUUUUGAUAUUGAAGGUUGGAUCACCGAUCAUGUUGCUAAGAAACAUAGAUCACACAAUGGGUCUUUGCAAUGGUACUAGGUUGGUUGUGAGCAGACUAGCUGAGCAUGUGGUUGAAGCAAAGAUUAUGACGGGUACUCAUGUAGGUAAAAAGGUGUUGAUAGCAAGAAUGUCAAUGACGCCUUCAGACCCGAGAUUUCCGUUCAAAUUCCAGCGUAAACAAUUCCCAAUUAUGCUGUCAUACGCAAUGACAAUCAACAAAAUUCAAGGGCAAACUUUAACCCAUGUAGGCCUGCUGUUGAAGAAACCAGUAUUUGUGCAUGGUCAAUUGUAUGUUGCGGCAUCUAGAGUAACAAAUCCAAAAGGCUUGAAGAUUGUAAUUUGUGAUGAAAAUGGUCAGGAUAGUAAUUCCACAAUUAAUGUGGUUUACAAAAAGAUCUUCAAUAAUCUAUAA
Messenger RNA from Ipomoea nil (Japanese morning glory), 597 nucleotides. RefSeq names its product ATP-dependent DNA helicase PIF1-like. The transcript has a single exon. Bases 1 to 597 code for a protein of 198 amino acids. NCBI's taxonomy places the organism in Eukaryota, Viridiplantae, Streptophyta, Magnoliopsida, Solanales, Convolvulaceae. The record is from RefSeq and is a predicted model, not a curated record.